UAUUUUUCUAAAUUACAAUUAUUUUUCUGUAACUUUGUUUGUGAGUUUUUUAAGAUAUGGUUUGGAAAUACAAUGUUGGAUUAGGGCUUAUAGGAGUUUUUGUGUUUAUAUGGGUUGCUUCUGCCGAAGUUACUCAGAAGAUUUUUGUAGAGUACAAACAACCUUUUGCGGUUACAUAUCUGGGGAUCUCUCUUAUGGCAAUCUUCCUGCCUGUAGCAGUUUGUAAAGAUCGGUUAUGCAGUUUAUUAGAGCAGAGUUUCUUGAAGAAACUGUACACUGAUAAUCUUCUCCUCGACGAGGACUCAGUUCUAGGUGUGCCACUUAAACUCAAUGAUAUGCAUGAUCAUCCUGAAGGAGCUUUGAAAGAUUAUUCUAUAGCAGACAUGGAUUACAAUGACCCGGAAGAAGGCUUUCCAUUGGUUGAUAUUAACCAUAAAGAUGAGUUCCACUUUCUUAAAAAGGGCGAUGAACAUAACUCAUGGGACCUUGUCAAAUGUAGCUUGUAUCUUGCUCCCAUAUGGUUUGCAACAGAGUAUUUUUCCAACUCUGCACUGGCAAAUACGAGUGUGGCUAGUACUACCAUUUUGACCUCUACAUCAGGCCUUUUUACGCUUCUUUUUGGGGCAGUCCUUGGCCAGGAUUCAAUAGAUAUUUCAAAGAUGGUUGCUGUUAUAGUUAGUAUGAGUGGUGUAGCACUGACUACGGUUGGAAAAACAUGGGCUCCAGAUGAAAUGCUGAGUGUAUCUGUGACAGCUAAACAUUCCAUUAUCGGCGAUGUUUUUGGUCUUCUUUCAGCAGUGUGUUAUGGCCUAUUCACAGUGCUCCUCAAGAAAUCUACUGGAUCAGGAGAAAAGGCAGAUAUGGAGAGGUUCUUCGGAUAUCUAGGCUUGUUCACUUUGUUUGGCCUUUGGUGGCUUGUGUGGCCAUUAAAUGUUGUUGGGUUGGAACCUAAGUUUGAUUUCCCAAGCUCAGCUUCUAUUGCCGAGAUUGUGCUGCUGAAUGGAUUUAUAGGGAGUUUUCUCUGUGACUACUUAUGGGCACUUUCAGUAGUAUGGACAACGCCAUUAGUUGCUACACUGGGCAUGUCAUUGACCAUACCCCUUGCUAUGAUCGCUGACAUGCUAGUUCAUGGACGUCGUUACUCUGCAGUGUACAUUCUUGGAUGCAUUCAGGUUUUCGCUGGAUUUGUUAUAGCUAACCUAUCUGACAAAUGUUCAUGCCGUAGAAGGUGAGCAUUUUUUAGUCUGAAGUGUGUAAAUAUAUAUAUAUAUAUAUACUACGGUAGAAAAACACAGUUUUCU
Solanum stenotomum is the source of this 1301-nucleotide messenger RNA. RefSeq lists its product as uncharacterized. The record is from RefSeq and is a predicted model, not a curated record. Gene Ontology annotation, biological process: regulation of peptide transport. NCBI's taxonomy places the organism in Eukaryota, Viridiplantae, Streptophyta, Magnoliopsida, Solanales, Solanaceae. The coding region runs from base 57 to 1232 and encodes 391 amino acids. Gene Ontology annotation, cellular component: membrane. The transcript has 8 exons.